Messenger RNA from Lathyrus oleraceus (garden pea), 737 nucleotides. RefSeq lists its product as uncharacterized. The record is from RefSeq and is a predicted model, not a curated record. Bases 1 to 468 code for a protein of 155 amino acids. NCBI's taxonomy places the organism in Eukaryota, Viridiplantae, Streptophyta, Magnoliopsida, Fabales, Fabaceae. The transcript has a single exon.
AUGUCCGUUGAGCAAGAGCUUGAAUCUGACUCCACACCCGCCGCUCAUGUCCAACAGCGAUCAAACGCCUUAUGCUUCCCCACCUGCUUCGCCUCACGCCGCCGUUCCAUUUGGUGGGAGCGCGUCCGCUCCGCCUCCUUUUCUCAAUCCCAUCCCACCACUACCACCACCACCGGUGACCGAUGGUGGUCGCGCGGUCUCAAGGCCUUAAAGAAACUCCGAGACUGGUCGGAGAUUGUCGCUGGUCCAAGAUGGAAAACGUUUCUCCGGAAAUUCAACCAACACCGAUCCUCCAGACGCAUGGCUAAGUACCAAUACGAUCCAUUGAGUUACGCCUUGAACUUCGAUGAAGGACAGAACGAGGAUAGCCGCCACGACGGAUUUCGAAAUUUCUCCACGCGGUACGCCGCCGUUAACGUUAAGUCAGUUGCGCCGGAGCCGGGUUGUGAAAUUGACGGUUUGGUGUGAGUGAUUGCGCCGCGUGAGCUAUUGUGCGCUAGAGUGUAGUGUACACAUUGUGAGCUGGAGAGUGAGUGGUAGGGUAUGGUUGGUGAGAGUGAAAAGAGCAUUACACGGUGGAUACCAUUCAUUCGUGUCGCUUUCUGUUUAUUUUACCCUUUUUUUUUUAUUAUUGACCAUUCUAUACUAUGGGAAAAUACUUUGUUUUUUUUACUUCUUUUUUAUAUUUGUACAUAUGUCGGUAACAAAACUUAAAUGGUUAUAUUGCUAUUACUAUC